AUGGCUUUCUCUUCUCGAUGGCUUGGCACGGUUAUUUUGUUUAUCACUUGUUUCUCCAAUUUCAUACAUGUCGUCGAUGCACAGAAUGAGACGCAGAAGCUUCCAACCUUUGGAGAUUCGGUUCCAAUUCUGGGUGCUAUGGAAAGGACGGAUCAAGAUUUCCAAGAUGGCCUCGCACUUGAUUUAUUCUCUCCUAAGAAUCGGACUCUUGUCGUUACACAGAAUACCUCACCACUCGGUGCACAAUUCGUAACUGGUACCACCGGAGAGCAAUUUGUUGCCUUAUCCAACUAUUCAUACAUAAUUCGAAUGAACGAGACCGCCAACGAUCUCAUCGCCAAGAUCGAGAUUCCAUAUGAUCCAGUAAUGCUCACGAUGAUAGGGGUCCAAGAAUCCAACACCUAUGUUGCAACUCUUGCUCCUGACAAAAUGAGCUGGGUUAUCAACGAGUCCACGCGGAACGUCCACCGGAGCGAGAACAACACCAGGAUUAUCAAGAUGACCUCACUGGAUGGGGAGUACUUGCUUGUGGGAAGAAAAUCAGUUGACACAUCGAACAUUUUCGUUCAGUAUGGCCAAGGGGCUACACGAACCGUCAACGUAACAGGAGGACCUGGGAUCCAAGAGGCGGAGUUUGUUGAUGGCUUGCGAUUCUCCGUCCAAUCUAACAAUGCGCUAAAGUUGAACGUUGAUCUGAAGCAAGGUAUUGAUCCGGCGAGCCUGCCAGGGGGUACGCAGUCUUUGAAUUCGUACAUGUGGGUGGUUAAUACCACGAGUGAGCCCGGCACAAACGUGGAGGCCCAGAUAUUGGUACCUUUCAAUCGCAACAUGCUAGUAGCAUUGCAGCCAAAUGGUUCAUCCCCUUCAACUAUGUUAACUAUUGCAAAGCGAGAGGCGAAUGCAACCAACCAGCAGUUCGUACCUAUAAAUAGAGAUAUGCAGUCUGUUCGAGAGCUUCCAGAAGAUAGAAUACAGCUCCCUGCAUUGACGCAGUUGGAUGGACAAUACAUCAUUCUAAUCACUGAGCCCAAUGCUUACGCCCGACGCGAUAUUUAUUCUUGA
Botrytis byssoidea is the source of this 1062-nucleotide messenger RNA. RefSeq lists its product as uncharacterized. Lineage: Eukaryota; Fungi; Ascomycota; Leotiomycetes; Helotiales; Sclerotiniaceae. The transcript is spliced from 3 exons. The record is from RefSeq and is a predicted model, not a curated record. Bases 1 to 1062 code for a protein of 353 amino acids.